AUGGCAUGUAAACCCUGCUCACCGAGGCUGUGGCUUCCCCUGGGUCAGGGCCAGGCGCUCUUUCAGACGGACGAAGACAUUUUCGGCAAAGCGGCAGCAGACUGUCCGCAUAUUGUCGGCGCCGAGGCAGUAGACGUAGCAGCCUCAAACAAAGUAGUCUGGCCAAGCUUUCUGCAUCUCCACUUUCCACUGCUUCCACACUUUGCUGCCCAGUCUACCGGAUUCAACGCCUACGGCAUCCGACAUCUCACACUCUCAACCUGUUUCCAGUCCGACUAUGAUGUUUCCCACAUGGAGGAGGACCUGGAGGAACUCUGUGCCAGAAGUAUUCUCCCCUUUCUCUCCUCAUUCUGCUUCUGCCCUGCCGGUGACAGCGGUGGCGGAGUAGCACUCACAGCUUUGGAUAUUUCUGCUGAGUUGGCGUUCGGUCUGUGCUCUGCUCUGGCGAACUGUUCUGCAGAUAAGAGCUUGGCUACCGUCCAGGAGCUGAGCAUUGGGAAUCAGACAGGGCUUGGUAUACACGGCUACCGUCUGCCAGCAUACCUGCCGCCUGUGCGCAGUCUGGCGCGGUUGCUUCGCCUAUUCCCAGCCCUAACAUGUAUGCGUCUAUAUUGCAAGCGGUUGAUUCGGUGCGCCAGCAUGGAGGAAAUAAUGCGUAGCUAUGCCGGCGCCCACCUCCAACGUCUCUUCGUGUGUACGCGCUUUGGCGGCCGAUUUUUGCCGGCUUUGCCGCCCAAUCAAAUCAGCGCCCCCCUUCUAGACGUAUUAGCACUCUACUACGGCAGUCCCAUAAUAUCUGAUGAUGAGAAAGAGGGUCGAGAGGACACUGACGAGAAGCAAAAUGAGAAUAAGGAUGGGGAAGAGGAUGAGAAGGACGCGGAAGGGGAAAUAGUUGGACCCCACAAUAGAGGAGAACAGCAGGAUGGUGGGAAAAAGGAAGACGAAGGGAUUUGGGCAAACAACGGGGCGCGGAGAGAAGCGGCUGAGUUUCCGGUCCUCCCUACUGGCGUCCGUGUGCGGCACCUAGCAAUCGCACUCAGCAAGGAAAAACUUCCCGACAAGGCCUGUCUGGAUCAGUUCUUUCAAUCGAUUCCCUGUCUGGAGUGGUUUGUGGUGAUUGUUCACGAUGACGACAAAACUCUUUUUUGGCAUCGGGAAACGGCGGGUCCAGAGGCGGAGGAGAAUAGACGUCAAAAAAAGCUAAACGAAACCAAAACAUUCAUCGAACGGACGACUGCAGUGCUUGCGCUGAAUGAAGCCCAUCCUGAGCUAUUCGGUGUGUUUUGGAGGGAACUGAUUGACAUUAAUGUUCUUUCACUGUCGUAG
Messenger RNA from Dibothriocephalus latus, 1326 nucleotides. The record is from the annotation of a GenBank genome assembly. Lineage: Eukaryota; Metazoa; Platyhelminthes; Cestoda; Diphyllobothriidea; Diphyllobothriidae.